Messenger RNA from Callorhinchus milii (elephant shark), 2486 nucleotides. It is a transcript of the gene faf1, whose product is annotated as Fas (TNFRSF6) associated factor 1. Bases 21 to 1982 code for a protein of 653 amino acids. The record is from RefSeq and is a predicted model, not a curated record. Gene Ontology annotation, molecular function: ubiquitin binding; NF-kappaB binding. Gene Ontology annotation, cellular component: endoplasmic reticulum; nucleus. Lineage: Eukaryota; Metazoa; Chordata; Chondrichthyes; Chimaeriformes; Callorhinchidae. The transcript has 19 exons.
GCCACUGCACAGACAGCACAAUGGCGGCCAUGGACCGGGAGAUGAUUCUCGCUGAUUUUCAGGCAUGCACUGGUAUUGAAAAUAUUGAUGAAGCUAUUACAUUGCUUGAACAGAAUAACUGGGAUUUAGUGGCAGCUAUCAAUGGUGUAAUUCCGCAAGAGAAUGGCAUUUUACAGAGUGAAUUUAUUAAUGCAGAAACCUCCCAAGUUCCAGUGUUCGGCCCUGCCAGCCAGCCUUCUUCCUCCUCCUCGUCCUCUUCGUCCUCAGCCUUUUGUCCAGUAGUUUCAUCUCGGCCGAUUGUGGAACGUCAACCAAGAAUGCUAAAUUUCAGGGUGGAAUACCGUGACAGAAAUGUGGAAGUGGUAAUUGAAGACACAAGCACAGUUGGUGCUAUCAAGCAAAUUCUAGAAAAUGAACUUCAGAUUCCUGUAUCUCAAAUGCAGUUGAAAGGUUGGAAGUCUCCUGAUACAAGCGACAGUACUAUUCUGAGAUCUCUCCACUUACCUAAGAAUAACAGCCUGUAUGUUCUCACACCUGAGCUAGCUCAACCAGGAUCAGCUGGACCUGCAACAAGUCAAGCUAGUACCCUACAGGAGUCAUUAAAUCAAAACUUCAUGCUGAUCAUUACACAUCGAGAAGCCCAGCGGGACUAUAGCUUGAACUUUCCGGGCACCAGAACUAUUCAAGAGGUAAAGCGUAACAUAUUUGAUCUUACAAACAUCCCGGUCCGUCACCAGGUAUGGGAAGGCUGGCCUGCGUCUUUCGAGGAUGAUUCUGUUACUUUGGCUGCUGCUGGACUCAGUUACCCGUGCCAUCGAUUAACAGUCAGUAAAAGGCCUUCACCUGCACAGACGCGAGAACAAUCUGAGGAGUGCACUGAUGUUCACAUGGUCAGUGACAGUGAGGGAGAUGAUUUUGAAGAUGCUACUGAGUUUGGAGUUGAUGAUGGUGAACUCUUUGGCGUGGUGUCCUCAGCUUCAAAGAAGUCUCCAAUGAUGCCCGAAGAGGCUGAAAAUGAGGCCGAUGCCUUGUUGCAGUUCACUGCAGAGUUUUCGUCCAGAUACGGUGAGUGUCAUCCAGUCUUCUUUAUCGGCUCACUUGAAGCUGCCUUUCAAGAAGCAUUCUAUGGGAAAGCCAGAGAUAGAAAGCUGCUUGCCAUCUACCUCCACCAUGAUGACAGUGUUCUUACAAAUGUAUUCUGCUCGCAAUUACUGUGUGCAGAAUCUAUCGUCUCCUAUCUCAGUCAAAAUUUUAUCACUUGGGCAUGGGAUGUGACCAGAGAAGCUAACCGAGCAAGGUUUUUAAGCAUGUGCACUAGACAUUUUGGCAGUGUUGUGGCACAAACAAUUCGGACGUACACAACGGAUCAGUUUCCUCUACUUCUUAUUAUAAUGGGAAAACGAUCAUCCAAUGAAGUUUUGAAUGUUAUUCAAGGUAACACAACAGUAGAUGAUUUGAUGAUGCGACUGAUAAAUGCCAUGGAGAUCUUUGCAGCUCAGCAACAAGAGGAUAUAAGGGAUGAGGAUGAACGUGAAGCAAGAGAAAAAGUGAAACAAGAACAAGAUGAAGCAUACAGACUUUCUCUGGAAGCAGAUCGAGCCAAGCGAGAGGCACAAGAAAAAGAAAUAGCAGAACAGGUGCGUCAAGAACAGCUUCAAAAAGAACAAGAGGAAGAGCGGGAGGCUAUUAGGUUAUCCCUCGAGCAGUCAUUACCUGCAGAGCCAAAGGAGGAGAGCACCGAACCUGUCAGCAAACUACGCAUUAGAACGCCACGUGGGGAAUUCUUUGAACGACGUUUCUUAGCAAGCAAUAGGCUUCAAGUUGUCUUUGAUUUUGUGGCUUCCAAAGGCUUUCCAAAGGAAGAAUACAAACUGCUUAGCACCUUUCCCAGAAGAGACGUGAGUCAAUUUGAUGCAACUGAAACAAUAAUGGAGGUGAAACUCUAUCCUCAGGAAACGCUUUUCCUAGAAGCAAAGGAGUAACUCCAUCCAGGGGACUCUGGCUUCCCAGAUAGUUGAUAAAAGCUCAGCUUAUAUCUAAAAGCUGCAAGAUUCACCUGUAUUUUGUCCAGCCAGAUGCCACAACUAUCUGCCUCUUCCAGACCCCCUGCCCCCCCACCCCCAAUCAACAUCACCUGUAAAAUGCCUGUGUGCUGCCAACCUCGCAAGAAAUUUAGAUGUUUACAAAGAUCUGUAGGAGGACAGCAAUCUGUGAUGAACACUGACUUACACUCUACACACUAUUCUGGCCUAUGUUUAUUCAUCAAUGCACUAUUCAGAGGUGAAGUGAAUUAUAUUAGUUAGAGUUGGUUUCUCUGUACCCGUUCAGCCUCAACCUGUAUUACAAUUCAACCAUUUUCUGGAGCAAGUGCUUUGAUUUGAAUUCUGUAUUUGUUUGUUUAAAUUCAAUACAUACUUGAGACUUUGCUUAUAAAUGUGCAUAAUUCCAUGUCUGGAUUUCUACAUAAAGCCUAAUUUAUGAUGUCA